CUCAGUUCCAGCAUACUGACCCCACGUCACUUGUGCCAGAACAGACCUUCAUCCACGAAAUUUGCGCAGGAUCGGAACAUCGCCUAACAUCAGCUAACGGCUGACUGCUGCCAGCCCACCCCAUCUCGUCCACAUCGAUUGUACUUCUGGGCUCCAGAGAGAGAGAGAGCAGGUCUUGGAGUGAACCAUGAUUUCACCAUUCUUAGUGCUGGCCAUUAGCACCUGCGUUACCACCUCCUUAGUGCCAGAGAAAGAGAAAGACCCCAAGUACUGGAGAGACCAAGCUCAGCAGACCCUGAAAAAUGCUCUGAAGCUUCAGAAUCUCAACACUAAUGUGGCUAAGAAUGUCAUCCUGUUCCUGGGAGAUGGAAUGGGUGUCUCCACGGUGACGGCCGCCCGCAUCCUCAAGGGUCAGCUGCACCACAGCCCUGGGGAGGAGACCAGGCUGGAGAUGGACAAGUUCCCCUACGUGGCCCUCUCCAAGACAUACAAUACCAAUGCUCAGGUCCCUGACAGCGCAGGCACCGCGACCGCCUACUUGUGUGGGGUGAAGGCCAACGAAGGCACCUUGGGGGUGAGCGCAGCCACCCAGCGCUCCCACUGCAACACCACUCAGGGAAACGAGGUCACCUCCAUCCUGCGGUGGGCCAAGGAUGCCGGGAAAUCUGUGGGCAUCGUGACCACCACGCGAGUGAACCACGCCACCCCCAGUGCCGCCUACGCCCACUCCGCCGACCGGGACUGGUACUCCGACAACGAGAUGCCUCCGGAGGCCCUGAACCAGGGCUGCAAGGACAUUGCCUACCAGCUCAUGCACAACAUCAGGGACAUCGAGGUGAUCAUGGGGGGUGGCCGGAAGUACAUGUUUCCCAAGAAUAGAACGGAUGUGGAGUAUGAGAUAGACGAGAAGGCCAGGGGCACGAGGCUGGACGGCCUGAACCUCAUCGACAUCUGGAAGAGCUUCAAACCGAGGCACAAGCAUUCCCACUACAUCUGGAACCGCACCGAGCUCCUGGCCCUCGACCCCAACACCGUGGACUACCUCUUAGGUCUCUUUGAACCGGGGGACAUGCAGUACGAGCUGAACAGGAACAACGUGACUGACCCGUCACUCUCCGAGAUGGUGGAGGUGGCAAUCAAGAUUCUGAGCAAGAACCCCAAAGGUUUCUUCUUGCUGGUGGAAGGAGGCAGGAUCGACCAUGGGCACCAUGAGGGCAAAGCCAAGCAGGCACUGCACGAGGCGGUGGAGAUGGACCAGGCGAUCGAGCAGGCGGGAACCAUGACCUCCGUGGAAGACACGAUAACCGUCGUCACGGCCGACCACUCCCACGUCUUCACCUUUGGCGGGUACACCCGCCGUGGCAAUUCUAUCUUUGGUCUGGCCCCCAUGUUGAGCGACACAGACAAGAAGCCCUUCACCGCCAUCCUGUAUGGCAAUGGGCCUGGCUACAAAGUGGUGGGCGGUGAGCGAGAGAAUGUCUCCAUGGUGGACUACGCUCACAACAACUACCAGGCACAGUCUGCUGUGCCCCUGCGCCAUGAGACCCACGGCGGGGAGGACGUGGCCGUCUUUGCCAAGGGCCCCAUGGCGCACCUGCUGCAUGGUGUCCACGAGCAGAACUACAUUCCUCACGUGAUGGCUUAUGCGGCCUGCAUCGGUGCCAACCGUGACCACUGUGCCUCAGUCAGCUCAUUGGGCAGCUCCUCCCCAGGGUCCCUACUGCUCCCGCUGGCCCUGCUCCCCUUGGGCAUCCUGUUCUGAGGGCCCGGGACCCAAGCACCCACCAGCCCACGACAGAUGGCCAGCCUCCCUCCCCCAGC
Molecule: messenger RNA, 1821 nt
Organism: Pteropus alecto (black flying fox)
Lineage: Eukaryota; Metazoa; Chordata; Mammalia; Chiroptera; Pteropodidae
Gene: ALPL
Product: alkaline phosphatase, liver/bone/kidney
Exons: 12
Coding region: 188-1762 (524 amino acids)
Biological process (GO): dephosphorylation
Cellular component (GO): plasma membrane
Molecular function (GO): alkaline phosphatase activity
Source: RefSeq, a predicted model, not a curated record